This is a messenger RNA of Papaver somniferum (opium poppy), 906 nucleotides long. RefSeq lists its product as uncharacterized. Bases 1 to 906 code for a protein of 301 amino acids. The transcript has a single exon. Lineage: Eukaryota; Viridiplantae; Streptophyta; Magnoliopsida; Ranunculales; Papaveraceae. The record is from RefSeq and is a predicted model, not a curated record.
AUGGUGAAAGGAACCAACAGAGGAGCCAACGUGGUAGAACCACAAAACAUUUCAGCCCAAGAAGCAGGGCGAUCCAAUGGUGGGCCAACCCAGUUCGAUAAACAUCGGACUAUAGGAUGGAAAGGAAGAGAUCAGACCCAGCAAAAUAAGGGGAAGUUUAUAGACCCUGUCUAUACGAAGCUAAACACACCAAUCUCAGAGAUCCUCAAGAAGAUCGACGGACAGCACACAAUUACCUACCCAUGGAAUAGAGGUCAGCAACCAGGACGAACUAAAAAUCGGUCUGACUUCUGUGAAUUCCAUCAAUUCCACAGCCACACGACGGAUUCGUGUAGGUACCUAAAGAAGGUAUUGCAAGACAUGGUCAAUGAAGGCAAGCUGCAAGAAUAUGUGGUGCAACCAACAACUCCACCAACAACUGGGGCACCCAUACAUCGCGUGGAGAUCCCUCGCGAGGCGCAGUACUUAGGCUGCAACACCAUCUCACACUCGUCCAUUACCUCCCCUGUGCGAGAAGGAAACAUUACUGGAAGAAUACACAAACGAUACUUUAAAUGCGAUAAAGUCUUCAGUGUAUCCAGAGAACCUGCAAUGGAGGAGUGGAUGAAAUUACGUAUCAGCUUUUCAGCCUCGGAAGCACUGGAAGGAGGACAUAAUCACAACGAUCCUUUUGUGGUCACGAUGGCCAUCACACUCCCCGAAUACGAGGGCGAGGAAGUAAAAAACAAAGCGCUACCAUGGGAAAUGCCCAAAAUUCUAAUUUAUGGUGGCAGCUCUGUGGAGAUAUUGUUUUACGAAACAUUCAAACAAAUGGGCCUCAAAGACGAGUGCCUCAUACCAUCUACAUACAACAUAUUUGGCUUUAACGGGUCGUCCACUCGCCUAAGAGGGGAGAUAACACUAUAG